This is a messenger RNA of Bactrocera dorsalis (oriental fruit fly), 3192 nucleotides long. RefSeq lists its product as uncharacterized. The record is from RefSeq and is a predicted model, not a curated record. Lineage: Eukaryota; Metazoa; Arthropoda; Insecta; Diptera; Tephritidae. The transcript is spliced from 3 exons. The coding region runs from base 2136 to 2882 and encodes 248 amino acids.
CUACCAAACAACUUUUCUCUUUAAAUUUUAAGACAUUUUUUUAAUAAAAUUUUUUAAAUUGUUUUUUGUAUAAUCUGAGCCUCAGAUUCUGAGAUAUAUGUAUAUACAGAUGUAUAUAUAUGUGGGGUCGGAACCCGGUUUUUGUGAGUUCGACCCUAAUAAAAACGCACUUUGUCUUUUUUUUUAAAUGUUUAUUUCACUUUCACAGUGACUUAAUUUGUAUUACACUUGCAGUUUUCUUAAAUGAGUAAUUAAUUGACAAACACAAGUAUGUAAGUCUAGUAUCGAAAAUGCACAAGUAAAUUUGAUGUAAAAAAGUAAAUCUGAUAUUGGAAAAACACAAGUAAAUCUGAUAUAAUGGCAAAAUGCACAAGUAAGUCUGAUAUAAUUGGAAAAAUGCACAAGUAAGUGAUAUAAUCGGGAAAACACGAGUAAGUUUUGUAUAAUGCUCAACCGCACGCUGCUAAGUUCAGAGUCAGAAUGUCGCCUGUCAGUCCGCGGGUUGGCUACUUGGUUCGAGUCAGCGUUGUUUAUUCUGUAUUGCGCACGGUUGCUAUAUUUAGCACGGUCGCAUUUUGUUCGUACGCGAUCUUGUUGACGUCCCACAUAUAUUAUAUUAUUAUAAAUAUUAUAUUAUAAAUGAUGACAUUUUUGUUAUUAUUAAUAGCAAUUCAGCCAUUCAAUUUAAUCAGCCCCAUCGCGAAUUUUCCCAGUUCUGAUCAUCAGAAUAAGCUUCAAUGAGCGUGGCUGAUAUUUACACCUGCAUGAAAAACAAAAAUGCUGAAGGGAGUAGUGUUAGAAUUCAAGAACGGUUGUUAACUUGUUGGUACGCUUACGUUAACAAGUCAAACAAGAGCUUAUAAAGUGCAAUCAUAUAAUCUAUACUUCAUACUUCACGUGUCAGUCAGUUGUUAUUAAUUGUGUUUUGUGUGCAAAAACGCUCCAUUUGAAGAUAACAUGUCACAAACUGAUCAAUUGGUUUUUGGAGAAAGCGACUUCUCAAAUGAUGAUGAAAUUUUGGACAAGAAUUACGUACCAAGUCCCCGCAAGAGGAGAAGGGUCUUCAAAAAAAAAAUCUGGAAGCUCUUUAAAAAACCAGUCUUUUGAGGUGUCUGGAAAAAAUAGUUUUUCAACGCGAGAUUUUAUACGGAUAUUGUAAAAGUUAGUUCUUAUGUCCAUAUGGUUCAAAUUAGUUAGUGUUGAUUUAGUAUUGUUUGUUUUAAAAUUUAAAUUGUUGUGUUUGGUGUUGUUGUAAGUGUUUAAUGAAUUGAACUUUGAAAAUUAUAUUCAUAUACUACAUAUGAAUUCACAGAUUUCUGAUCAGAAUAAGAUGUCGACAAUUGCAAAAUGUGUCGGAUGUGAUCGGAAGAUAAGAGCUACUGGUGACGUGACCUCCAAUUUCAAACAUAGCGAAUUGUAUGCGGAAUACAAAAGUUUGAAGUCGGGCAGCCCUGUUGGCAAUUCUGCGCAAGCUGUCUUCGAUAGAAAGCUUUUGCAUGCUAUUGUUGAUGGAGCACCGCCUGUCAAGAAAGAAGGUCUCUCAUAGACCUCUUGCAGACCAGUGGCAUGAAGAUAAUGAGCAGGCAAGCAGCUGUAAAAAAAUUGAAGGAGCAUUAUGGUGAAGUGGUACAUAAAAUCAAGUCGGAAAUGGCCUCCGUAAAACACUUCUGUACAACCGGGGAUAUUUGGUCUGGGAACCACCGGAGCUUUUUGGGGUAUACUUGCCAUUGGCUCACAGAGAACCUUGAACGCAAGUCGGCUGCUCUUGCUUGCAGGAGAAUAUUCGGCGUGCACUCAGCUGAAAAAAUUGCGCAAAUAAUUGCCGAAAUUAAUGCCGGCUUUGGUCUGAGCCCGUCCAAUGUUAUUAUGACGGUGACAGACAAUGGAUCCAAUUUUGUUAAGGCCUUUAAGGAGUACGGGUGUAUGGAAACUUGAAACUUCUCAUGAAGAUGAAAGCGAAAACGAUUUGCGAGUUUUCCAAAACGAGCUGCUGCUGCUAAAGCAUCUUCGAUGUUGCAGCCACACGCUGAAUUUACUUGCUUCCGCCGAUUACGUGAAGAUUUUGAGAAGUGAGCAGGCUUUGUAUAUCCAACAGCUUGUCACAAUGUUCUCCGAGCGAUUUGCUGUAUCUGGAGAUGUACCAGUUGUUGAUGGGGCCUAUUGCUCGUGCCUUGGACUACCUUCAAGGAGAAAAUAACGUGAAUUACGGCUGCUUAAUUCCGACUCUGAUGACCCUCAGCAAUAGAUUAAAUAAGCUGCAAAACAAGCCAGAAAUGCAGCAAGUUUCCCCUGUGAUUGCUAAGUUGGAGCAGCGUUUGAGAGAUCGGUUUGACGCAUUUUUUACUUUAAAACCAGAGGCCAAUAUAGCACUAGCGGCAACUGUACUAACUCCAGAUAUUAAAAUGAGCUGGAUCAAGAUGUUGCAAAGGAUAAAACCGGAGGUGACAGCAGCAGACAUAAGAACCUGGGUUUUAAACACAAUUUGCGAUUUCUAUGCAAAAGAUAAUCGUGCUUUCAAUGCACAAAUAUUGAAAAGUAAUGAAUUAUUUGCAAAAAAUAGGCAUUUUGAUUCUGACCUCAACGACACAAAUAACGAAGAAGGAACAAAUGCUACUCCUGACCCAAGUGGUAGUGAUCGUCGGGCUUUUUUGACCCAUCACUUUUUCUGUUACUUAAAUGACAAUUCAAGAACAGACGACACUUGGGUAAAACAUUGCAGUCUGAAAGAAGCUUUUGUUGCCUUUAAUACUCCCCUGACAUCCUCAGCACCAGUAGAGAGGCUAUUUUCCUUUGCGGGGAUAGUGAACAGUCCAAGACGCCAGUCAAUGUCGGACUUAUCAUUUGAGAAAUUGGUGUUAUCUUUAUUUGUUGUACAAAAUUGAAUAAAAAAAUUUAUUAAAAAUUAAAAAAAGCAAAAAGACCAAAGUUGUUUGGGGUUUUAGAUUGAAAAGAAUCAAAAAUAAUCAAAAAGAAUCGCUGAAAAGAAUCAAUUAUUUAUUUUGAUUAUUUUUGAUUCUUUUCAGUAAUCCAGAGUAAUCCUGAUUAUUUUUUGAUUACUUGUAAUCUUAAUCAUUACGUAAUCUACUUGGGACCAAGAUAAUCGUAAUGUAAUCAAUACAAAGUAAUCAGAUUACUAAUAAUUACGAUUAGUAAUCAAAACUUAACAGGUAUGAUUUAAAGCAAUACCCCUUU